AUGGACAAUAUAAGACGAAAUACCCUACAUCCAUUCGAAACACCCAAAUCACCAUCAAAAUCAACGAGAGUGAACGAUCCACCACGAUUAAAUGAGGAACGACUACCGAUUACAGCGUCAUCAUCACCUCCUAGGAAAAGAAACAAUAACACCAUAUUCAGUGAUAGAUAUAUUCCGAAUCGAACUGGUGUGGAUCUACAAGCAGCCUUUAGUUUGACGAAUGAAGAAAUACUACCGGACUUGAGAAGUAAUAGAAAUGCGGAUAAUGAAAUUGAAAUUAGAAGAGAAGAAGAGGCAAACAGAACUUUUUCAACAGUUUUGAAAGCAGAGUUAUUUGGAGAUAACGUACCCAUGGCAACCGCAAACUUAUCAAAUUCAUCAAACUCAUCGAAUAAUAUCAACCAUAGAAAUACAAGUCUGCGACCCAAUACUGGCGUAGCAGGAACUCCACCAAGAUCAUCAAAUUCUAUUCCAAAUUCAUUAUAUUCAACUUCCUCAUCAAUACAACAGGCAGGUUCAAAUAAUUCAAUAUCCACCUAUGACUCAGAUGACGUUACUUCAACGCCUAGACGUAAGACUAAUUUAUUCACAUAUCAAUCUCCUAAAAAAUCAAGACCAAUAUCUCGCGAUCUACAACAAGAAUUAUAUUCUUUAUCACCUGUAAGACAAGAAUCACAAAAAUUACUACUAUCUCCUCAAAAGAAACCUCGAAAUAUAGCAAAAGUUCCAUAUCGGGUUCUCGAUGCACCUGAAUUAUCGGAUGAUUUUUAUUUAAAUUUAGUAGAUUGGGGACAACAAGAUGUUUUGGCUGUUGGAUUAGGUGAUAGUGUUUAUUUAUGGGAUGGAUCUACUCAAUCUGUUGACAGAUUAUGUAAUUUAACGAAUAAGGAUAAAGUAACAAGUUUGAAUUGGAUAGGUACUGGUACUCAUCUAGCUAUUGGAACUUCGAAAGGUUUAGUUGAAAUUUGGGAUGCCACGAAAAUCAAAUGUGUUAGAACAAUGACGGGACAUUCAUUAAGGGUUAGUUCCUUGGCUUGGAAUGAACAUAUUUUAUCAAGUGGAUCUCGAGAUAGAACAAUUUUGAAUCGUGAUGUUAGAAUUGAGGAUCAUUAUGUAAAUAAAUUUGAAAGUCAUAAACAAGAAAUUUGUGGUUUGAAAUGGAAUAUUGAAGAAAACAAACUUGCAAGUGGUGGCAAUGAUAAUAAUCUAUUUGUUUGGGACGGUUUAAACCCAAAGCCGUUGUAUCAAUUGAAUGAUCAUACUGCCGCAGUGAAAGCAAUUGCCUGGUCUCCUCAUCAAAGAGGGAUAUUAGCAUCUGGUGGAGGAACAGCUGACAAAACUAUUAAAACAUGGAACACUUUAACUGGUAAUAUGAUACAUGAUGUUAACACAGGUUCACAAGUAUGUAAUUUGAUUUGGUCAAAAAAUUCUAAUGAAAUUGUAUCAACUCAUGGUUAUUCGAGAAAUCAAAUCAUCGUUUGGAAAUACCCUUCUAUGCAACAAAUUGCUCAAUUAACUGGUCACACUUAUAGAGUUUUAUAUUUAUCUUUAUCACCAGAUGGUGAAACAAUUGUUACAGGAGCAGGUGACGAGACAUUAAGAUUUUGGAAUGUCUUUGAGAAGAAUAAAAAUAAUGAAUCACCUUCAUCAGUUUUACUAGGUGCUUUUCUGCAAUUACGAUAA
Messenger RNA from Lodderomyces pseudojiufengensis, 1683 nucleotides. It is a transcript of the gene CDH1, whose product is annotated as Cdh1p. The coding region runs from base 1 to 1683 and encodes 560 amino acids. Gene Ontology annotation, cellular component: anaphase-promoting complex. Gene Ontology annotation, biological process: positive regulation of ubiquitin protein ligase activity; anaphase-promoting complex-dependent catabolic process; positive regulation of anaphase-promoting complex-dependent catabolic process. Lineage: Eukaryota; Fungi; Ascomycota; Pichiomycetes; Serinales; Debaryomycetaceae. Gene Ontology annotation, molecular function: ubiquitin ligase activator activity; protein binding; anaphase-promoting complex binding. The transcript has a single exon. The record is from RefSeq and is a predicted model, not a curated record.